AUGGCACCACAACACGGAAAAAAACUGAACACACACAUCAGUGUGGACACAUGGAGGUCCACCAUCAAACUGCUGAAGCAGAUGGUGCAGCAGUUGGAGGCCAGUGAUGUGGACUUUGAGGAGCUGAAGAGGAACCUGGAGUUUACUGCCUCAUUACUGCAUGCACUUCACACUGACAGAACACAGACUUCCUUCGAUGCUGAUGACGACCUGCAGCUUCGCUCUGAUGUUGUUCCUGUGGAGGUUCGUGAUUGGCUCGCAGCCACAUUCACUCAAAGAGUCCAGCCAAUCAGCCGGCAGCUGGAGGAAAAGCCAAGAUUCCGCAGCAUUGUUCGUGCAGUGCAGGCCGGAAUAUUCGUGGAAAGGAUGUUCCGGAAAGCAUACUCAGCCGCGAUCCCAGACCAACCUGCUGGCGUGCUCAACUUUUUAAGGGAUUUGGACAAGUGGAGUUUUGAUGUGUUUGCUCUGGAUGCUUGCAGUUCCGGCCACUCACUAAAAACGCUCUUCAUUGAGCUGAUCAUCAAACACCAACUGAACAGCAGAUUUAAGGUGCCAAUCUCUUGUUUAAUGUCAUUCCUGUUUGAGUUGGAACGCGGUUACAGCAAACACACAAAUGUGUAUCACAAUCACAUACACGCUGCUGACGUCACACACACACUGCACUGUCUACUGCUGCGCACUGGAGUACUGUACUGGUUGACAGAGUUGGAGGUGUUGGCCUGUCUGUUUGCAGCAGCAAUUCAUGAUUAUGAACACGCAGGAAACACCAACAACUUCCACAUACACACGCGUUCUGAAUUGGCAAUGAUCUAUAACGAUCGCUCGGUGCAGGAGAGUCACCACAUCAGUGCCGCAUUCCGCCUCCUGCAGGAUGAAAACACAAAUAUCUUCACGAACCUGACACGCCCUGAAUGGUUUGAGCUGCGGUCUCUGGUGAUAGAGAUGGUGUUGGGUACAGACAUGUCCUCUCAUGUUCUGCAGGUCAAAGCCAUGAGGACAUGUUUACAGGAAAAUGAGAGCAUUGAUAAACCGAAGGCGUUGUCUCUGAUUCUGCACGCGGCUGAUAUCAGUCAUCCUGCUAAAUCCUGGAGUUUACACUCACGCUGGACCUCCAGACUGAUGGAGGAGUUUUUCACACAGGGAGAUAAAGAAGCUGAACUGGGUUUGAUGAUCUCACCUCUGUGUGACAGACAGAACACACCUGUGGUUCAGUCUCAGAUCGCCUUUAUCGAGUUCAUCGUGGAGCCGACGUUUUCAUUAAUCAGUGACAUGUCAGAGAAAAUCGUCAUCCCUCUGAUCCAGGACACAACUGAUCCAUCACCAACCUGCAGCAGAUACCGAGGACUACAGUGGACUGUGGCGGACCUCAUUAGCUUUAGAUCCAUGUGGAUGAGACACACUGAAGAGAACAAGAGCAGGUGGAGAAACAAAAUGAAGAAUGAUGUGUUUGAUUUCAGAGAUGAGUCUGAAACACAGACAGAACAAGAAACUGCAUGAAAAGAGCAUUAAAUGAGUGCAGGAAGGAAGAUGAAGAAGAGGAGGAAGAUGAAGAGGUUGAUCUGUGACCUGAAUGUGGUACUGCAGCUGUAAUGCAGAAUUAAUUCUACACAUUUUUGAGUUUAUUAUUUUAAAUACACACCUCACUGUUUAAUCCACACUGUAUAUAAUUUAUAACACUGCCAUAAACACACACACACACAGGAUUAUGUUUCAACCAGGAUGUAAAGGUUCAUUAAUAAAAUAAAAUUAAGUCUGUUAUGUACGAAGCCGUUAAUGUG
Molecule: messenger RNA, 1778 nt
Organism: Neoarius graeffei (lesser salmon catfish)
Lineage: Eukaryota; Metazoa; Chordata; Actinopteri; Siluriformes; Ariidae
Product: dual specificity calcium/calmodulin-dependent 3',5'-cyclic nucleotide phosphodiesterase 1B-like
Exons: 14
Coding region: 1-1497 (498 amino acids)
Biological process (GO): signal transduction
Molecular function (GO): 3',5'-cyclic-nucleotide phosphodiesterase activity
Source: RefSeq, a predicted model, not a curated record